Molecule: messenger RNA, 2671 nt
Organism: Ceraceosorus bombacis
Lineage: Eukaryota; Fungi; Basidiomycota; Exobasidiomycetes; Ceraceosorales; Ceraceosoraceae
Source: the annotation of a GenBank genome assembly
AUGGCUUCCGCAGUGGAGAAGAAGCGGGAAAGACGGAGGCAGUCCUCGUCAGACGAACCAGACUCCGUCACGCCUGGGCACGCAGGGCAGCAUGGAAAGAAUGGAGAUGAAGAGAACGCUCCAGAGGCGGCGGUGGCUCGCAAGAAGCGCAAGGUGUUGCAGCACGAAACGCUGUACCUCAGCAACCUGCCGAAUGCCGAAAGGUAUUACAAGUCUUUGAUGCACAGGGAUGUGGUCAACUUUGUCACCGUCACGCGCAACACCAACUUCCUCAUCACGAGCUCGGUGGAUGGACAUGUGAAGUUUUGGAAGAAGCAGGAACAGGGAAUCGAAUUUGUCAAACACUACAGAGCUCACUUGGCACCCGUCGUGGCCGUGAGCGCCAGCUCGGAUGGCAACCUUUUCGCCACGGCUGCGAGCGAUGGGAGCGUCAAGGUGUUUGAUGUGCAAAACUUCGGUGAGUCUGAGGCCAAAAGGAAGCACAGAAGGAUGGGGAAAGGGAACUGAUGCACGCCUGGCCGCGCCAAACGACUGUGCCCUUCCAGACCUCAUCAACAUGCUCCAGCUGCCGUACGUGCCGCGUGCCUGCGCUUGGGUUCACAAAGGAGGUCGAGCUGGCACAUUGUUGGCAGUGUGAGUCAAUGAAAUAAGGCGCACUUGGCGCUUGAGGUGAAGCACAAGCUGACAUGAUCCUUCCGCUGGCUCACUGCAGAGCGGAGCAGGGGUCCAGCACUGUUCGAUUUUACGACGGAAGAGGUGAAGGGACACCGUCAGCAGAGGCGACAGGCGUUCAUCGUGCACCUGUACAUCUCUUGGCUGUGAGUCUGCGUCUUUCUCCACACGAAAAUAUCGCCUUGGCUCAUAGGGCACGUCCGUUGCGGUGAAACAGUACAAUGAGCUGUACGAUUGCAUAGUAUCCUCAGACACCUCUGGCAUGGUCGAAUACUGGAGCCCGAAGGAACCGUACUCGCUCCCCAAGCAUUCGAAUUUGUGGCAGUACAAGAGUCAAACAGACUUGUUCGACUUCAAAAAGGUGAGUGACCGUUACCGUGCUGCUCUUGCACGACUUGAGGAUUCGCAGCUGACCUGGAGAUGCAUCUUGGCCCACAGUCCAAGUCUGUACCCGCGACUCUUACAUUUUCGCUUGACUUUUCCCGCUUCAUCACGCUCUCUCCGGCAGACCGCCAAGUGCGUCUAUUCGACUUCGCAAGCGGCAAGCUGCUGCAGAAGUAUGACGAGUCUUUGGCCGCUCAGCAAGAACGGCAAGCAAAUGGGGACGGACCUGAUAGAUUGGACGAUAUGCAGUUUGGAAGGCGUUUGGCUUUGGAACGUGAUAUCGAUGCUAGCUGUGCCGAUGCCCUUGGCGAUGCUGUCAAGGCUGCCAGUGGGGCGUGCACAGCUAGCGCAGCAUUUGAUGAAAGUGGCAACUUCUUGAUAUAUCCCAGCAUGUUGGGUAUCAAAGGUGAGUGAAAGAGCGUUGCUGAACUACGAUGCCGUCGAACACGAGUCUUAUGUUACGUCACUCUCUUCGCAGUCGUCAACAUCCUUAGCAACGAUGUGGUCAUGAUCCUUGGCAAAGACGAAACGAUGCGCUUCACCAAUAUCGCGCUUUUCCAGGGCAUCGCAAAGCAAAAGGCGCCGAAGAGCAUCGUGAGUUGCCAUGGGCUGCGGUAUCACGAUCUUUAAAGCGCUCAAAACGUCGCUCUUCCUCUGCCUGCCUCCACACAUUAGGCCCUGGCUGCUUCUGAUAAUCCACUUGCAAAUGAGAAGGAUGUCUUGGAUCCCACACUUUUCUGCACGGCAUUCAAGCGUGCUCGGUUCUACCUCUUCACACGAAACGAGCCGGAGAGGUGAGCAGACUGGAUUUUUGAUACCUCUCGACCUGAGUAGCCAGCUUAUGCAUUGAUGCAUGUCUGCUUUGCUGCACCACAGUGAUCCUCGAUCCCGAAGCGGAGCUGAUCGAGACGUAAUCAACGAGAAGCCGACGCGGGAAGAACAGACGAUAGCGGCGGCCCAGCAAGGCAAAGCGUCACGCAGCAAGGUGGCCUCCACCGCCGUGCUGCACACAACGAUGGGUGACAUACAUCUUCGUCUUUUUGACCAGCAGGUCGCCAAGACGGUGGAAAACUUUGUUGGCUUGGCUAGAAAAGGUUAUUACGACGGCGUCAUAUUUCACAGGAUCAUCAAGAAGUUCAUGCUGCAGACUGGCGAUCCUCUGGGGGACGGAACCGGGGGAGAGAGCCUGUGGGGCAAGGAGUUUGAGGAUCAAUUUGUCAAGGAGCUGAGGCACGAUAGGCCCUACACGCUGAGCAUGGCCAACGCUGGGCCCAACACGAAUGGUACGUCCGCAGGCCGGCGCUGGGACAUUGCAGGCUGUGCGCGAGGCACUGACGCUGGUUUGCUACUGUGCGCACAGGGUCACAAUUCUUCAUCACUACCGUUCCUACUCCUUGGCUGGACAACAAGCACACCGUCUUUGGCAGAUGUGUGGCAGGCUUGGACGUGAUACACGCCAUUGAGAAUGUCAAGACGGACAAGAGCGACAAGCCUAGGGACGACAUCAGUGAGUGCUUGAUGUGCAAUGUAGAGCCGCUCUUCUCCCGCUCUGAACUGAACACAGCUCAUGUCGUGUCGGGGUGUAGAAAUCGUCAACAUUACCAUCGGAACUUAG